Lolium rigidum is the source of this 1404-nucleotide messenger RNA. RefSeq lists its product as uncharacterized. NCBI's taxonomy places the organism in Eukaryota, Viridiplantae, Streptophyta, Magnoliopsida, Poales, Poaceae. Gene Ontology annotation, molecular function: protein binding. The transcript is spliced from 3 exons. The record is from RefSeq and is a predicted model, not a curated record. The coding region runs from base 1 to 1158 and encodes 385 amino acids.
AUGGCCAGCCGCCGCCGCUGCCCCAGUUCGCCGGCGGCCAAUCCGCUGGACGACGAGAACCUCCUCUGCGAGAUUCUCCUCCGACUUCCCCCGCAGCCUUCGUCCCUCCCUCGCGCAUCCGCCGUCUGCAAGCGCUGGCGACGCCUCGUCUCCGAAGCCGGCUUCUUCCGCCGCUUCCGCCUCCACCACUACCGCAACCCGCCACUCCUCGGUUUCUUCCAAGAUGGAUCGAAAGGUAUGACCUUCGUACCUACUCUGGAGGCCCCCAAUCGUGUCCAUCCACGGCGCUUCUCCUUGCAGCGCGACGGCACCGACCGGUCUUACAUGCCCCUCGGAUGCCGACAUGGUCUUUUCCUCAUCUUGCUUCCGGAGCGCCUACAGGUCCUGGUCUGGGACCCCCUCACCGGCGACCAGAACCGCAUUGCCGUUCCUGCGCCCUUCGCUACAAGUAGCGCCAACAUCAAUGGGGCGGUGCUUCGCGAUGCCGGAAACGUCCAACGGUUCCAGGUGGUCUUGGUUCUGGUAGACGACGGCCACGACAAACAAAAUGUGCGAGCGCUCGCCUGCGUCUACUCGUCAAAUACUGGCUUGUGGGGAGAUCUACUCUCAACACCGAUUCCAUACAAAGCUAAAUUAAGCAGUUCCUGGAAUGACGCUGUGCGGGCUGGGGAUUCCCUUCACUGGAGGCUUUGGGGCGAUCUGGCUGGAAUUCUUGAGUUUGAUUUGGAGAAGCAGAGCCUAACUGUGAUAGGGGUGCCACUGGAUAAGAAGGACUGCUUCAGGAUUACGCGGACCGAGGGUGGUGGGCUUGGUUUUAUUUGUAUUUCGGAAUGCAGCGCCCAGUUAUGGAAGAGAAAGACUGAUAGCGACGGUGUUACUUCUUGGAUGCUUGGAAGAACUGUUGAACUGGACAAGCUAUUUUCCCUGAAAUUACGGCAGAAUGGGAACUUAAUAAUACUAGGCUACGCUGAGGAGAAUAAUGUGGUGUUAGUGUGGACGAUUAGCGGCCUCUUCAUGAUCCAUCUUGAGUCGUUCAAGUUCAAGAAGCUUUUUGAGACCAUGACCUUGUCUUACUACUAUCCGUUCGAAAGUGUCUUCCCUGCAGAAAAAGAUACUGGUGGUAGACAUGAUGGGGCUGAAAUUCCACACAAUGCAUAAGAUGAUUGUCUGGUUAGAUAUGCCAUUAUGGUGUUUUGGUUGAGCAGGUAUCUAGAGUUACAUUCCCGUCACGCAAAUGCAGAGAUGUAUUAGUGGGUGUAGGUUCUUCCAUUUUGUGCGGUGAUUGUCCCUCUAUGUAGCAUGCACUGGUCACCAUAAGGUGGACUUGUAUGAAUCAAUCGCUUAAUUUGCUAACUCCUGUCUAUUAUUUAAUUAUGUAGACAACCAGCAUGAUGGUUGAAGGCA